AUGUCUAUCUCUGAGGACCGUUCGUCUAUCUCUGAACACCACCACCACCAUCACGACGUCGCUCAUGGGCGAAGUCAUGACUACGCGGAGGCCAACAAAGCCUAUUUCAACUCUUCAGAUCUUGCCACUGAGCUUGCUGAUCACCCGGUUUUUGUCGAGUUUGCGAACACCGUCGGGGCAGCCUUGCGCGACACGUAUCCGUUUGACCCAAACAGUAGUACCGCUCUUGACUUUGCCUGUGGGACUGGUCUCAGCACUCGUUCCUACGCCCCGUAUGUAAAAUCCGUGCUCGGGGUCGACAUUAGUCAGAAGAUGCUGGAUCAAUACAUCAGGCAAGCUCAUGCCAAAGGUCUCGCUGAUAAGAUGUCUUGUGUCUGCACCGAGCUGAAAGGCGUGGAAGGCGAGUUAGACGGCGCCAAAUUCGACGUUGUCACUUGUGUCAUGGCAUAUCAUCACUUUGGAUCUGUUACAGAAAUCACCUCGAUACUCGUACGCUUCCUCAAACCUAAUGGAAUGCUGGUCGUAGUGGAUAUUGAAGCUCCAAGUAUUCCUGGCAAAGCUCCUACAGAUGUCAAUAGUUUAGUUGUCGAGGGAUUGCAAGAUCUUGGCCACGUCGCCCACAAACGUGGAUUCAAGGUUACGGAAAUGAAGGAGUUGUUCGAAGGGGCGGGAUUGGUUUCCUUCGAUAUGAAACACCUUACGCAUGUGAAAGUGGAGGGCAAGUUUGAAGUUGACACGUUUUUGGCCGUAGGGUUUAGGCCGGUUGAAAAGUAA
Molecule: messenger RNA, 774 nt
Organism: Lentinula edodes (shiitake mushroom)
Lineage: Eukaryota; Fungi; Basidiomycota; Agaricomycetes; Agaricales; Omphalotaceae
Product: S-adenosyl-L-methionine-dependent methyltransferase
Exons: 4
Coding region: 1-774 (257 amino acids)
Molecular function (GO): S-adenosylmethionine-dependent methyltransferase activity
Source: RefSeq, a predicted model, not a curated record